AUGUCUUCAAAAUUAUUUGAGGCUACAGUGGUAUUUGGAAGUGGAUAUCAGAGCCUCUCCGAUCAAAUCGGGAUUUGCAUAAUGAUAAUACAUGAAAAAAAUCCUUCGAAAGCAGACAAAGCUGCCGGUUGUUGUUGUACACAAGGUAAUUUGGCGAAGGGUAUGGUAACUAUGGUCGUUUUCGACCCGAUGCAAUUGAUCCAUACUUAUUUAUCAUUACAGUUAAAGCCUAUUGGGAAUAACAUAUCCGAGAAACACAAACAAACCAAAACUGCUAUUGGUCAAAUUUACGGUGGAAGAUCCGGAUGA
Messenger RNA from Lactuca saligna, 309 nucleotides. Lineage: Eukaryota; Viridiplantae; Streptophyta; Magnoliopsida; Asterales; Asteraceae. The record is from the annotation of a GenBank genome assembly.